AUGAACAGCGCAUCACGGCUGGCGCGCAGCCCCACGGGUACCCUCUCGCCACAACGUGUGUGCUUCUUCUGCCGCAACACCCGAGCCCAGCGGUCCCAAUUGCAGCGUCGCCUGCACAACCCUCGCCGAAAUGCAUCGACGUCGAACCCGCGAGGAGGAGCGGCAGCGCAACAGUCUCAGCAGGGAACACCAUCCAUGGAGCAGAUCAGGGCUUACUACAACAGAAAGAACCAGACAGUGGCCUUGAUUCUGGGCACUGUCGCCCUGUCAUACGGAUCCGUGCCUCUGUACAAAAUGAUCUGCCAAACCACCGGCUGGGGCGGCCAACCAGUCCGCGCACACGGCGGCUCCUACGACAGCGACAUCUCCAGCCGCCUCGUGCCCAUCACAUCCGCCAACCGAAUAAAAGUCACCUUCAACGCCUCCGUCUCCGACGAGCUCCCCUGGAAAUUCGUCCCCCAGCAGCGCGAGGUCCGCGUCCUGCCGGGCGAGACCGCCCUCGCCUUCUACAAGGCCACGAACAAGGGCGACAAGGACAUCAUUGGCGUGGCAACGUACAGCGUCACGCCGGCGCAGUGUGCGCCGUACUUUAGCAAGAUCCAGUGCUUUUGCUUCGAGGAGCAGAGGUUGAACGCCGGGGAGACUGUGGACAUGCCCGUCUUUUUCUACCUCGACCCCGACCUGUUGAAUGACUUGAACAUGAAGGGUGUGAAAACAGUCACGCUCAACUACACCUUUUUCAAAGCGCGAUAUGACAACAACGGCCGGUUCAGGGCUCCUGCCGUGGCUUAG
Molecule: messenger RNA, 792 nt
Organism: Metarhizium album ARSEF 1941
Lineage: Eukaryota; Fungi; Ascomycota; Sordariomycetes; Hypocreales; Clavicipitaceae
Product: cytochrome-c oxidase assembly protein
Exons: 4
Coding region: 1-792 (263 amino acids)
Cellular component (GO): mitochondrial inner membrane
Molecular function (GO): copper ion binding
Source: RefSeq, a predicted model, not a curated record